This is a messenger RNA of Strongylocentrotus purpuratus (purple sea urchin), 2151 nucleotides long. RefSeq names its product ankyrin repeat domain-containing protein 50-like. Gene Ontology annotation, molecular function: protein binding. The record is from RefSeq and is a predicted model, not a curated record. Gene Ontology annotation, cellular component: cytoplasm. The coding region runs from base 1 to 2151 and encodes 716 amino acids. Lineage: Eukaryota; Metazoa; Echinodermata; Echinoidea; Camarodonta; Strongylocentrotidae. The transcript is spliced from 2 exons.
AUGGCACAUCGGUUUCAAGGCACACCUCUCCACACGGCAUCAUCCAAUGGUCACCUCAAUGUUGUACAGUUUCUCACUGACCAAGGAGCAGAUGUAAAAAGGGCUGAUGAUAAAGGCAGGUCACCUCUCCAAGCGGCAUCAUGGAAUGGUCACCUCGUUGUUGUACAGUUUCUCACUGGCCAAGGAGCAGAUCUAAAUAGGGCUAAUAAUAAUGGUAGCACACCUCUCCACACGGCAUCUUCCCAUGGUCACCUCGAUGUUGUACAGUUUCUCACUGACCAAGGAGCAGAUUUCAAAAGGGCUGAUGAUAAAGGCAGGUCACCUCUCCAAGCGGCAUCAUUCAAUGGUCACCUCGAUGUUGUACAGUUUCUUACUGGCCAAGAAGCAAAUAUAAAUAGGGUUGGUAUUGAUGGGCGCACACCUCUCUACACGGCAUCUUCCAAAGGUCACCUCAAUGUUGUACAGUUUCUCAUUGAAAAAGGAGCAGAUCUGAAAAAGGCUGGUUAUGAUGGCAGGACACCUCUUCUUGCGGCAUCAUUCAAUGGUCACCUCGAUGUGGUAACAUUUCUCAUUGGCCAAGGAGCAGAUCUAAAAAAGGCGGAGAAAUACGGCAUGACACCUCUCCACAUGGCAUCAUUCAACGGUCACCUGGAUGUUGUACAGUUUCUCACUGACCAAGGAGGAGAUCUAAAUACGGCGGAUAAUGAUGCCAGGACACCUCUACAUGUGGCAUCAUCCAAUGGUCAUCGCGACGUUGUACAGUUUCUCAUUGGCAAAGGAGCAGAUAAAAAUAGGGAAGAUAAGGAUGGAUGGACACCUCUCUAUACAGCAUCAUUCGAUGGUCACCUCGAUGUUGCACAGUUUCUCACUGGCCAAGGAGGAGAUCUAAAAAGGGCGGAUAAAGACGACAUGACACCUCUCCACAAGGCAUCAUUCAAUGGUCACCUCGAUGUCGUACAGUUUCUUAUUGGCCAAGGAGCAGAUCUAAACAAGGGGAAUAUACAUGGCAGGACCCCUCUCAAUACAGCAUCAUCUAAUGGUCACCUCGAUGUUGUAAAGUUUCUCAUUGGCCAAGGAGCAGAUCUAAAAAGGGCGGAUAAAGAUGCCAGGACACCUCUACAUGCGGCAUCAUCCAAUGGUCAUCGUGACGUUGUACAGUUCCUUAUUGGAAAAGGAGCAGAUCUAAAUAGACUUGGUCGAGAUGGCAGCACACCUCUAGAAGUGGCAUCACUCAAUGGUCACCUGGAUGUUGUACAGUUUCUCAUUGGCCAAGGAGCAGAUUUAAAAAGGGCGAAUAAAGAUGGCAGGACACCUCUCUUCGCGGCAUCACUCAAUGGUCACCUUGGUGUUGUACAGUUUCUAACUGACCAAGGAGCAGAUUUAAAAUGGGCGGAUAAAGAUGGCAGGACACCUCUCUUCGCGGCAUCAUUCAAUGGUCACCUUGAUGUUGUACAGUUUCUCAUUGGCAAAAAAACAGAUCUAAAUAGGACUGGUAAUGAUGGCAGCACACUUCUAGAAGCAGCAUCACUCAAAGGUCACCUCGAUGUUGUACAGUUUCUCAUUGGCAAAAAAGCAGAUCUAAAUAGGACUGGUAUUGGUGGGCGCACUCCUCUCCAAGCGGCAUCAUUCAAUGGUCACCUUGAUGUUGUACAGUUUCUUAUUGGCCAAGGAGCAGUUCUGAAUAAAGUUGGUCGAGAUGGCAGCACACCUCUAGAAGUGGCAUCAAUCAAAGGUCACGUCGAUGUUGUACAGUUUCUCAUUGGCCAAAAAGCAGAUCUAAAAAGGGCUGGUAACGAUGGAAGCACACCUCUAGAAGCGGCAUCACUCAAAGGUCAUCUUGAUGUUGUACAAUUUCUCAUUGGCCAAGGAGCAGAUCUAAAUAGGGCUGGUAUUGGUGGGCGCACACCUCUCCAAGCGGCAUCAUUCAAGGGUCACCUCAAUGUUGUACAAUUUCUUAUUGGCCAAGGAGCAGAUCUAAAUAGGGUUGGUCGGGAUGGCAGCACACCUCUGGAAGUGGCAUCACUCAAAGGUCAUCUCGAUGUUGUUAAGUUUAUCAUUGGCCAAAAAGCAGAUCUAAAUAAGGCUGGUAUUGGUGGUCACACACCUCUCCAAGCGGCAUCAUUCAAUGCUGGCAAGCAUGAGCUGUAUUAA